Thermothielavioides terrestris NRRL 8126 is the source of this 985-nucleotide messenger RNA. RefSeq names its product C-8 sterol isomerase. Gene Ontology annotation, cellular component: endoplasmic reticulum. The coding region runs from base 1 to 708 and encodes 235 amino acids. The transcript has 2 exons. The record is from RefSeq and is a predicted model, not a curated record. Gene Ontology annotation, biological process: ergosterol biosynthetic process. Lineage: Eukaryota; Fungi; Ascomycota; Sordariomycetes; Sordariales; Chaetomiaceae.
AUGGCACCGAAAUCAUCAUCCUCGUCGUCCUCCGGCUGCCGCUGCGCCGGCGGGCUGGGCGGCUGGCUCAAGUUCCUGGCGAUCCUGCUCGGCGUGCUCACGCCCGUGUACUACCUGCUCGAGCAGAACCUGCACCGCUUCUACAUCUUCGACCUGGACCAGCUGCACGACGUGGCCAAGCGCGGCAUCGCCGCGCACGGCAACGACACCCGCGCCAUCGUGCAGUACAUUGUCGACGAGCUGAGCGGCCAGGUCAGCCUGUCGAGCUACAUCAACCGCGACGAGGAGUGGAUGUUCAACAACGCCGGCGGCGCCAUGGGCGCCAUGUACAUCCUGCAUGCGAGCAUAACCGAGUACCUCAUCAUCUUCGGCACGGCGGUCGGCACGGAGGGCCACACGGGGCGGCACACGGCGGACGACUACUUCCACAUCCUGACGGGCACGCAGCUGGCGUACGUGCCCGGCGAGUACGCGCCCGAGGUGUACCCGCCGGGGUCGGUGCACCACCUGCGCCGCGGCGACGUCAAGCAGUACCGCAUGCCCGAGAGCUGCUUCGCGCUCGAGUACGCGCGCGGCUGGAUCCCGCCCAUGCUCUUCUUCGGCUUCGCCGACGGCCUGACCAGCACCCUCGACCUGCCCACCCUCUGGCGCACCACUUGGGUCACCGGCAAGCAGAUGCUCGGCAACCUGGCCCGGGGCAAGCUCUGAAACCCGGAUGGAUGGGGGCGUGACUGCGCUGUUUGAGUAAUGGCUGGCUGACUGGGGAACUGGCACGUAAGAGGCAUCGGGAAUACAGGGGGCAAGGGGUGUCUAGACUUGUGUAUGGCCAUCUUCCAAGACUAAUUGAUAAUUGAAGCACUCAGGCCGGUCACCACCGCCCUGCAAGUGUUUCACAGACCAUGGCCGACCUCAGGCACUCGUAAUGUCCGAUUGAGAAGCUUGCUCAGGAGCCACAGCAUGGCGUAAAAAAAUGAGUCAGGAACCG